AAUCAUUGGUAGCCAAUCCCACUUCUUUCCUCCCCCGUCAGCCACCCGUCAAUGGUGUCAAUGUCAUGGUGAAUGGCAACAGAUAUCUUUCAAUGAAUGGAGACUCGCGUGUCAAGUCUGAGGAACCGUCCAAGAACUGCAGCAGACAAAUGGGACUUACUACUCCGGCCGAUAUCGACAAGUUUGACCACGACUCCAUUCGCCGGGCUCAAGCGAAAGCAAACCUAUCUUGCGACUAUUAUUCUUCAGAACGUCUCUCACAGCUUCGUACAUCAGGCAGCAUGAGUACUUCAUUUCUUCAUUUUCUCUCUUUACAUUCUAGGUAUCUGUUGUCAACAUUUACAGGAGUGCAGACAUGACCGAUGCUUGGAGGCCUGUAGAUGGGCGAGACAUUGGAUAGGAAUCGGCG
Molecule: messenger RNA, 409 nt
Organism: Suillus plorans
Lineage: Eukaryota; Fungi; Basidiomycota; Agaricomycetes; Boletales; Suillaceae
Exons: 2
Coding region: 66-359 (97 amino acids)
Source: RefSeq, a predicted model, not a curated record